CUCAGCCUGAGGUCCUCUUCCCGGCUCACUUACACUACAUCCACCACAAGCGCCCAUUCUGUUCUCACUCCGAAACAAUAUAACGUCCUCCCACCCUCACAACUGCCGGCCCUCUCUCUCCCUUUUCUCCCCAGGCGACUUGUCUCUGCAGCUUGUGGGCAGUUUGACUUUCUCCUCUUCCUCUCUCCUUCUCUCUCUCUCUCGUACACACACAGGCACGCACUCACGAGUCAGAGUCAUUCAGUUGACUGGGCAUAUCUCUCUCCUCUCGCACACACUCGCUACUACCUCGCACCCUUUCUCCGUCUCUUCUUCGCCCUCAAGUCACCGCCAUGCCUGCCAACAGACCCAAGUUGGCCCAACUGGCCACGCCUGUUACCAGCACCUUUCCUUCCGAGACCAUCUUCUCGGCCUCAACUCCGCUCUCGGCCAGGCCCAUGUCCUGCCGGGACCUCCCCAUCAAGACGCCCAUCAGCCCGCCCACGGCCUACACGGAUUUCCUGAAGCACAUGUCCCUCAACUCCCCAGCCGCCUUCAAACCUUCGACAUCGGGAGAAACCACGCCCGAGUCCACGCCCGAGUCCACGCCAGACUCGCUGCCCUCGACGGCAACCAGCGAGCAGACAGAUGUCUCCUGCAAGUGUGAACAUGAGCACGAGCACAAGGCCCCGGCCACCGCGCCGGCUAUCCCACCAAGCCCGUUCACACAACUGCCAAUGUCGGCGCCCCCCACCGGCGCAAACUCUUUCCCGAGCCUCAAAAUCCCGCCCUCGCCGGCGGUAUCCCAUGUGGACUCGCCCAUGAGCGCGCGGUCACCCUUCAGCGCCAGAUCCUUCCACUCGGUGUUCGACUGGGACGCGGCCCUGAAGGCCAAGAGGCUGAAUGACGCCAAGAAGCCAUCGAGGACGAGCGUACGUCACAUCCGCGAGGUCGUCACGCGGACGGUAACUUACACGCCGAGGAUGAACCCCGCGCCAAAGGGCAAGAGGAGGAAGGUGGAAUGAAUCCGCGGACCGGAAGCAAGCGACUCUGCUCUUUAUCAAACUGACACCUAACACGCUAUUCGGCUUUUACAUGGGCCGAUCUUUAUUUUCUUCUACCAUCAACCGUUACCAUCGCCAUUCAUCAUCACCACCAUCAUCUCCUCGAGCUGACAUUCAACACCCAACACUCAACCUCAACACCAUCUGAUGACCUAGGCCUAGCGCCAUAUU
Molecule: messenger RNA, 1214 nt
Organism: Colletotrichum destructivum
Lineage: Eukaryota; Fungi; Ascomycota; Sordariomycetes; Glomerellales; Glomerellaceae
Exons: 1
Coding region: 333-1004 (223 amino acids)
Source: RefSeq, a predicted model, not a curated record